CAAUGCCUGCCUUGACACGAGAAUUUCGUACUGAGCAGGAUCCCGAUAUUAACUACAACCAAGACCUCCCAAUACAGAACAGCGUCUGCUUUGGAAAUUAUCCACUAAAUCUAGACAUGCCCACCAACAGAGCACCAAUGCCAUCCUUAACACCAGAAUUUCGUACUGAGUGGAAUGACGGUAUUGACUACAACCAAGAUCUCCCCAUCCAAGAUAAUACCCCCUUCGGACAUUAUCCGCUAGAUCUAGAGGUUGAUCCGAUCUUGGAAUUCGUGAAUCUGUCACCUCAUCCAGAGCCGACGAUGGACAUUCCUGGACACACACCUUCUGCCGAAAUCAGUCACAGUCCAUUACAGGAUAGCCCACAGCGUAGCCCGUUCAAACCAGUUGAACAGUCUAGGGUCACUGCAUCAGUCUCACCCCCUCCAUCACCUCUAGAGAAGGCCAAAACUAAGGUGUCCAAGCGAUAUCACAAAGGCCUCGAGAUCAUGUAUGAGAAAGGAAUUGAAGAAACAGGCCAAAUAAACCCAGAUAAGAUUUCUCACUCGAUACAUGCAAGUUAUUCUAUCAUAAGGUCGGAUCUGGAGAUUUUCACGGAAACUAUAUUGCACACGUGGCUUGAAAAGGGGCUUUGGCCACAAACUGCUCCCAGUGCAAGUGACGAGCUUUGGAAUCAAUGCUCGCUAGAUAUGAUGCAACUGGAGAUCGAACAAGACCCGGAAACGAAGGCUAUUAUGCGUCGAGUGGCCCAGAUACGGAUGUAUUAUUGGCAUGAAGAAGAGAAGAAGAAGAUUGAGAAGUCGCCAAAUUUCGUUAAGGCAGACUCGGAAAAAAGCCUCCACGCCAGAGCAUCUGAUGCUUUCUUUCGGCAUUAUACUACUAUAUGGGACAAAACAGAUGAUAAAUCCAGGAAAAUUGCUCGUGAAAAAUUCGAUAUAGAGAUAGAGACGGGAAAGAUUUCUCGUCCAGGGAAGUGCGCGUGCUUUCCAGCUUUAUCCUCAAUUGCUACCCGGGGGUUCUAG
Molecule: messenger RNA, 1022 nt
Organism: Aspergillus pseudonomiae
Lineage: Eukaryota; Fungi; Ascomycota; Eurotiomycetes; Eurotiales; Aspergillaceae
Exons: 2
Source: RefSeq, a predicted model, not a curated record